AUGCCCCCCAGCCCGGCCGGCCGGCGGGACCCGGCGGGCGAGGCGCAAGCCGGGCGGGCUCCCGGGAGGAGGCGAAGGCGGAGCGGCCCCCAGCCCGGGGAGCAGCCCGCGGCGCGGAGGAGCCGGCGGGCGCAGCCGGACCCCCCGGACCCCCAGGACGGGCCCCGCGGGAGCCGGGCGCAGGGCAGGGGGGCGCCCAGGACCCGGGGGGUCGCCGCCGCCGCCCAGGACCUCAGCCUGCCCAGUACCUCCUUCGCCCUCACAGGGGACUCGGCGCAUAACCAAGCCAUGGUCCACUGGUCCGGCCACAACAGCAGCGUGAUACUUAUUCUGACAAAGCUCUACGACUUCAACUUGGGGAGUGUGACUGAGAGCUCGCUCUGGAGAUCAACAGACUAUGGAACAACCUAUGAGAAAUUAAAUGACAAAGUGGGCCUGAAGAGUGUCCUGAGCUAUCUUUACGUCAGCCCCACCAACAAGAAGAAGAUCAUGCUUCUCAGCGACCCAGAGAUUGAGAGUAGCAUUCUCAUCAGCUCCGAUGAAGGGGCCACCUAUCAAAAAUACCGACUUAACUUUGUCAUCCAGAGUCUACUCUUCCACCCCAAGCAAGAAGAUUGGAUCCUAGCUUACAGCCUGGACCAAAAGCUGUAUAGUUCCAUGGACUUUGGAAGAAGAUGGCACCUGAUGCAUGGCCGUAUCACCCCCAACAGGUUUUACUGGUCGGUCACGGGGUUAGACAAGGAUCCUGACUUGGUGCACAUGGAGGCCCGGACAGCUGAUGGAUAUGCUCACUAUCUCACCUGCCGCAUCCAAGAGUGCACGGAGACCCUCAGAAGUGGGCCAUUUGCUCGCUCCAUCGACGUCAGCUCUCUCGUUGUCCAAGACGAAUAUGUCUUCAUCCAGGUGACUACAGGUGGAAGAGCCAGCUACUAUGUGUCUUACAAAAGAGAGGCCUUCGCUCAAAUUAAGUUGCCCAAGUAUUCUCUGCCAAAGGACAUGCAUAUUAUCAGCACUGACGAGAACCAGGUAUUUGCGGCUGUCCAGGAGUGGAACCAGAACGAUACCUACAACCUCUACAUCUCAGAUACCCGAGGGGUCUACUUCACCCUGGCCCUGGAGAACGUCAAGAGCAGCCGGGGCCUGGAGGGGAACAUCAUCAUUGACCUCUAUGAGGUAGCAGGGAUAAAAGGGAUAUUCCUGGCCAACAAGAAGGUGGAUGACCAAGUGAAGACGUACAUAACCUACAACAAAGGCAGGGACUGGCGUCUGCUGCAGGCCCCAGACACCGACCUCAGAGGGAAUCUGGUGCACUGCCUGCUGCCAUUUUGCUCCUUACACCUGCAUUUGCAGAUCUCGGAGAAUCCAUACUCUUCGGGCAGUAUUUCAAGCAAGGACAGUGCUCCGGGUCUCGUGGUAGCCACAGGCAACAUUGGCACCGAGCUCUCAUACACUGACAUUGGCAUGUUCGUGUCCUCCGAUGGGGGAAACACGUGGAGACAGAUCUUUGAUGAAGAGUACAAUGUCUGGUUCCUAGACUGGGGUGGAGCCCUUGUGGCAAUGAAGCAUACCUCCAUGCCUGUCAGGCAUCUGUGGGUCAGUUUUGAUGAAGGAAAUUCCUGGAGUAAAUAUGGCUUCACAACGUCUCCGCUGUUUGUGGAUGGGUCCUUGGUGGAGCCAGGGGUGGAAACCCAGAUAAUGACAGUUUUCGGCCACUUCAGCCUCCGUUCUGAAUGGCAGCUGGUGAAAGUGGACUACAGAGCCAUCUUUAGCCGGAGGUGCAACAAAGAUGACUACCAGACCUGGCACCUACUCAAUCAGGGGGAGCCUUGUGUAAUGGGAGAGAGGAAGAUAUUCAAGAAACGCAAGCCCGGGGCCCAGUGUGCCCUGGGACGAGAUUACUCGGGCACCAUCGUCUCAGAGCCCUGUGUUUGUGCAGCCUGGGAUUUUGAAUGUGAUUACGGAUAUGAGAGGCACGGAGACAAUCAGUGUAUCCCAGCCUUCUGGUUCAACCCGUCUUCCCUUUCGAAGGACUGUAGCCUUGGCCAGAGCUACCUUAACAGUACCGGUUACCGGAGGAUCGUGUCGAACAACUGCACUGACGGGCUGAGGGAGAAAUACACGGCAAAAGCUCAGCAGUGCCCUGGGAAGGCUCCCCGGGGGCUGCACGUGGUGACCACGGAUGGGAGGUUGGUGGCCGAACAAGGUCACAAUGCCACGUUCAUCAUCCUCAUGGAGGAGGGUGAUCUUCAGAGGACGAACGUUCAGUUAGACUUUGGAGAUGGGAUCGCUGUUUCUUAUGCUAACUUCAGCCCGAUCGAGGAGGGCAUCAAACACGUGUACAAGAGCGCCGGGAUCUUUCAGGUGACAGCAUAUGCCGAAAACAACCUGGGCUCCGACACCGCCGUCCUCUUCCUGCACGUGGUCUGUCCUCUGGAACACGUCCAUCUCAGCGUUCCAUUUGUGGCCAUUCGGGAUAAGGAAGUCAAUGUGACCGCAGUGGUAUGGCCCAGUCAGCUGGGAACUCUCACCUACUUUUGGUGGUUUGGCAACAGCACUAAGCCGCUGAUCACCUUGGACAACAGCAUUUCCUUCACCUUCACCACAGAAGGCAUGAACACCAUCACGGUCCAGGUCUCGUCAGGGAACGCCCUCAUCCAGGACACCAAGGAGAUCGCAGUGCAUGAAUAUUUCCAGUCACAGCUCUUGUCAUUUUCUCCAAAUCUGGAUUUCCACAAUCCUGACAUCCCUGAGUGGAGGCAAGAUGUUGGCAGAGUCAUCAAGCAAGCACUGACCAAGGUGACCAGCAUUCCCGAAGACCAGAUUUUAGUUGCAGUGUUUCCUGGCCUUCCCACUUCAGCUGAACUCUUCAUCUUGCCUGUCAAAAACUUGACAGAGAGGAGGAAAGGAAGCGAAGCUGACCUGGAGCAGGUUGUAGAGGUCCUGUUUAAUGCUCUGAACCAGAACUUGGUUCAGUUUGAGCUGAGGCCUGGCGUCCAAGUCAUUGUAUACGUCACUCAACUGACAUUAGCCCCUCUCGUGGAUGCCAGCACGGGCCACAGCAGCUCAGCGAUGUUGAUGCUCUUAUCCGUGGUGUUCGUGGGUUUGGCAGUCUUUCUGAUCUACAAGUUUAAAAGGAAAAUCCCAUGGAUUAACAUUUAUGCCCAAGUCCAACAUGACAAGGAGCAGGAGAUGAUCGGAUCUGUCAGCCAAAGUGAAAAUGCCCCCAAAAUCACCCUCAGUGACUUCACAGAUCCAGAGGAGCUGCUGGACAAAGAGCUGGACACCCGGGUUAUAGGAAGCAUCGCCACUAUUGCCAACAGUGAAAGCACAAAGGAAAUCCCCAACUGCACUAGUGUUUAGAACUGAGAAGCCACUUGGUCUGAAAUCUUUCUGACUUUUAAUUUUUAACAAUUAUUGUUAUUAUUAUGAGAAAGGAAAAACACGUCCUUUUUUAUCUUUUGUUUACCAGGGCCCCCUUCAUAAAUGGUAGGUAGAAAAUUGGCUUUGGAGAAAGACAUUCUGAUCAGAGGAAACAAAAAUCACUGUAUAUGUGCUAAGGGGAAAGCCUGUUUUCCCCAGAACUGUUGUUUUAUUCUGCCAGUGGCAGCUCAAGAUGCAGGACUUUCUACGUCCUCCCACUGUCUUUACCUUCUUUUUUUAAAAUACAAAUUCUCCCAUAGGUAAACAACAAGAACCAUUUUGGAUACACAGAGUGUGGGUUUUGGGGGUGGGGGUCGGUGACAACUCCUGAGAGCAGGGGCCUGUUUAGGAAAGGGGCCCUCCCCGGUGCAUGGUGAGCCUGAGGAGACAGAUGGUGGAUUGUAGAUAAUUACAAUGUAAAUAGCCUUUUUAUUUCUUGGGAAAUAAUUUAAUGUUUAGUAAAAGGAAAAGAAAUUCAUGUGCACAUACGUUCACACUGACACGCGUACACACGUACACACACACACACACACACACCGAAUUGACCUACCAGCCAGAAACCUGUUUGAGAUCUACAGGUCCUGGAUCUAUUUCAGUUGUCUGCCAUAGUUAACCCUUUCUCUUUUGGGUCCACAUUGUGUCUGCUUUCUAUUUAGGUAAUGAAGGACCUUGGAAUAUUUUCAAAAGGUGGAAAGUAAUGGAUGAUUUCAUAAUGCACUUUAAUUCUGCCUUUGCCUGGAACACUCAUGGGAUUAGAGCUUCACCCUCUGCCCGCAGCUCUAGACAUGAAUCGCAGCGAGGAUGACAGAGCUGGGAUGGCCAGGCCAGGUGGUGGAGGGGAGCCCCUAUGCAUUUUGGGCUCUGGUGAUUAGUGGGGAGGGUUCUGGGAUGUUCUUGGUCGGCAUUACCCAAUGCAAGCUCUCUGACAUUGGGCAGGCACAUCCGGCUACCCGUGGAACACCAAUCUUCAACCCGCAGAUGGGGGAUUGGGUUAGAACAGUGCUUGGCACAUAGGAAGUGCUUAACAAAUACCGUCAUCAUCAACAGCAUCAGAGGCUGAAGUUCUUUUGUUCUUGGGAUUUUCCAGGUAAAAUAGCGGGGCUUUCUCACUGAGGCCAAACAGAACAUUCCAAACUGUCACAAACCACAGAUCUCUUCAGGAAAGUUUUAAGGUGGGAAAAGGGGGUGUUUCCUCUCUUGAGGCACCAGAAAACAGCAUGGGUAUACAACAUGCUUUCCCAAAAUCCAGUAACUCAGCCCAGAAAAUAGCACUGAUCCUGUGCCUGGGGUCAGAGGGAAAUCAGGUUGCAGAACUUCAAUGGAAUUUACUCAGCUAGUUCUUAGGCCCUUCCUGGCAGGUUUUAUCUAUCUGUUAUGAGGAAUUACAGCAUGGGUUAGUUGUUAAAGAUCAGGCAAAUGCUUAUUUAGCCUAGAGAGAAAAGGAGCCUAGAGAGAAAAAGGAGCAGAAGGAAGGAGUGGCCAGAGGAACUAAGAAGGGAGAAUGGCAUUGAUAAAUGGGUGAAAGGCAGGUAAAAGGUCAGGCAGUGGCCAAACAGAACAUCUAGAUUUGAUUUUUUUUUUUUUUUGCAAAAAGAUCUAGUCAAAGGCAUCUACCUUCUUUAAAAUCAUGUACUUGUUUUUUCUCCCUCACUUGGGUUAAUGAGACUGUUUUGUGAAGGGUAACAGCUGGCAUGCCUUUUUUAUUUUCUCAUGAUUUAGCACUUACGAACCAGUUCUGUUAUUGGAGAGUGGUUUGACCCCAGGCUCGAUGCACCGUUUUUGUUUCUAGAGCCGCUUGGCAAAUGAUAUAGCAUUUAUAAGACCAAAUUUGGUGCCUAAAGCCUUUUUUGAGUCUGAGUGUUUUACCCUCUUGAAAGAGUAGGCAGAGAAAAUGAAAUAGAAAAGUCUGGUCAGAUGUUUGUCAGUUGACUUUAGUAAAGAAAGUUCUAACAUUUCCUCUAAAGAUUUUUAAGGGACUUUAAGGUUUCAGCCCUUGCUGUCUUGUUUUUAGGGUUAAAUUGGGCAGACAACUGCAAUACUUGUAUUAAACUCAAGAACACAAAUUGCAUGAGUCAUAUCUAUAUAUAUAUGCAGUAUAUAUACACAUAUAUACUGUUCUUGGUUUUAUUGUUCCAUUUGAAUAUUUCUACUGUAAAAAAAAAAAGGCAGUGGUUUUGAAAUUGUUGAAAAUAAAUGUAUUUUUGUACAUCAAAGUUA
Ornithorhynchus anatinus (platypus) is the source of this 5637-nucleotide messenger RNA. It is a transcript of the gene SORCS3, whose product is annotated as sortilin related VPS10 domain containing receptor 3. The coding region runs from base 1 to 3360 and encodes 1119 amino acids. The transcript has 27 exons. Lineage: Eukaryota; Metazoa; Chordata; Mammalia; Monotremata; Ornithorhynchidae. Gene Ontology annotation, cellular component: postsynaptic density membrane. Gene Ontology annotation, molecular function: protein binding. The record is from RefSeq and is a predicted model, not a curated record.